CUCGCAUCGACGGCAGAGGGCUCCUUUCUCCUCAAGCAUCGAGAUUCCGGCGAUGACGCAGUCAACGGCGGCAACCAUCCAACGGAUGUCGUCGAUCGAUAGGGAGCCACGGACGCUCCACGUCCAUCAGAUGAGGCGCGCUCGGGAAGAAGCACUGCGUGUUAUACAGACCAAGAGUUCGGAGGAAGCAGUCAGGAUUUUCACAGAGGGUUUAUUGCCGGUGGGGCCGAUUGCGGAAAAUGAGAAGAAAAAGAAGAAGAACAAGAAGAAGGACAGACAUAUGAGAAUAUACGAGCUGGGCACCAUCACCGACAGCGUCUAACAAGCGACAGACGCACCAGCAACAGGAAAAGGGGAAGAAGAAGAAGAAAAAACAGAUUCAAGGGUUUGCCUUCUUCACGCACCAGCAACAGGAAAAGGGGAAGAAGAAGAAGAAAAAACAGAUUCAAGGGUUUGCCUUCUUCACGCACCAGCAACAGGAAAAGGGGAAGAAGAAGAAGAAAAAACAGAUUCAAGGGUUUGCCUGGAGAUGCCACUGGUGAACUUGCUGCACAGACACAGACGCACGCCAUUCCGCUGCACCGAUAAAAAGUAUAUAGUAGAUGCAAGAGGUCUAGUGUUAGGUUGGUCACCAUGAGAAAAGUUAUACAGAUGGAAGAGAUCCUAGUUAGGUUGGAGCCUGAUUGGAUCUAGUACAAUAAAAGUGUUACAACCUUUAUAGAUCCGAUCCUUUCGGAAAUACAGACGGAAACGGCAUGUAAAUAUGUAGAGAUAGUGAGUGCCCUACAUCGGUAGUUAGAUUUUAUUUAUUUUCUUCAUAGAACAUGGCUUAUUUUGUAAGCUUUUUUUUUUUGAGAGCAUGUAAAUUGGAAUUUCGCAUGUUACAAGAUUGAAUAUAUUGCUCAUCCUUCCCGUGGUGUCUCUACCAAUGUCACCGGAAUUGCCAGAUUAAUUUGAAUCA
This is a messenger RNA of Nymphaea colorata (pocket water lily), 961 nucleotides long. RefSeq lists its product as uncharacterized. NCBI's taxonomy places the organism in Eukaryota, Viridiplantae, Streptophyta, Magnoliopsida, Nymphaeales, Nymphaeaceae. The record is from RefSeq and is a predicted model, not a curated record. The transcript has 4 exons. The coding region runs from base 53 to 322 and encodes 89 amino acids.